CCCGAGUCUGGCGGCGCUGGGCCCCGCCGCAGCUCCCGCUGGCGGGCUUGGUCCAGCCGUCCCUUCUCCGGACGGCCGGGCCCGGCCGCCCAACCUCCACCAUGCCCCCUGCGGGGCUCUGCCGGGCCGCGCCGCUCGCUGCAGUCGUCUUCUUGGUCCUGGGGGCUCCCCUCGCGCUGGCUGGUGAGGACUGCUUGUGGUACCUGGAUCGGAAUGGCUCCUGGCAUCCAGGGUUUGACUGCGAGUUCUUCACCUUCUGUUGCGGGACCUGCUACCAACGGUACUGCUGCAGGGACCUGACCUUGCUCAUCACGGAGAGGCAGCAGAAGCACUGCCUGGCCUUCAGUCCCAAGACCAUAGCAGGCAUCGCCUCAGCCGUGAUCCUCUUUGUUGCUGUGGUUGCCACCACCAUCUGCUGCUUCCUCUGUUCCUGUUGCUACCUGUACCGCCGGCGCCAGCAGCUACAGAGCCCGUUUGAAGGCCAGGAGAUUCCGAUGACAGGCAUCCCAGUGCAGCCAAUGUACCCAUACCCCCAGGACCCCAAAGCUGGCCCAGCACCCCCACAGCCUGGCUUCAUGUACCCGCCUAGUGGUCCUGCUCCGCAGUAUCCAUUCUACCCCACUGGGCCCCCUGUCUACAACCCUGCAGCUCCUCCCCCCUAUAUGCCACCACAGCCUUCCUACCCUGGAGCCUGAGGAACCAGCUGUGUUUCCACUGCCCCUUCAGUGACGCCAAACUUCGAUGAUGCCCCUGUCCCAUACCUGCAUCUGACCCUGGGGUGGGCAGGGGUCUUCUAGUCAUCAGGCCCCAGACCAAGCCAAGCCCUGGGUUCCACUGGGGACAGAGCCCCAGGGGAGUGAAACAGGAACUGAGCUGGAACUAGGCCAUGAUUGAGGGGUGGGUGGGAGGGCUUGGAGUUGGUGAGCUUAUUUUUAUUGGGGGCAAGAGAGGGUCAUAGCUCCUGCUUUCAAAUAGCCCUUCUACUCCCAGGAUCCCAGCCAGGAAGGCUGGGCCCCUCCUGUUUGCCCACCCUGGGAUGGGAUGGAGGCGCGCAGGAGCUCCAUCGGCAGUCAUCAGUAGCCCUCCUCUCUGGCUGCCCCUAUGGCCCAGGCUCUGGCCUGCUGGAUUAAAGUUGUAAAGAUGUAACUCA
Molecule: messenger RNA, 1150 nt
Organism: Loxodonta africana (African savanna elephant)
Lineage: Eukaryota; Metazoa; Chordata; Mammalia; Proboscidea; Elephantidae
Gene: SHISA4
Product: shisa family member 4
Exons: 5
Coding region: 102-695 (197 amino acids)
Source: RefSeq, a predicted model, not a curated record